Molecule: messenger RNA, 294 nt
Organism: Echinococcus granulosus
Lineage: Eukaryota; Metazoa; Platyhelminthes; Cestoda; Cyclophyllidea; Taeniidae
Exons: 2
Coding region: 1-294 (97 amino acids)
Source: RefSeq, a predicted model, not a curated record
AUGCGUCCAGGUGGCAAGGAUUAUUAUCGUGCUUUCCAUGCAAAGAGCCAUACAAAAUUACCGGUUCGUUGUGUAAUUUUACGUACACUACUUACUAAGAUAGGACAAAGUGAACAAGAAGCGGAAUUAUUCACUCCACCUCAUUCACAACUGAUGGCUUACGACCAGUUAAUUUAUGAGCGCCUCAAACUUAAUCUACUCUUUAAGGUUCAAAAGUGUCGAUCUAACUUCCAAUAUGAGAUUCUUCUUGCUGAUGGAAGAAAUCACAUUGAGAAACUUUUCGCUGCCAGUUGA